Molecule: messenger RNA, 1632 nt
Organism: Penicillium canescens
Lineage: Eukaryota; Fungi; Ascomycota; Eurotiomycetes; Eurotiales; Aspergillaceae
Product: sugar porter family MFS transporter
Exons: 7
Coding region: 1-1632 (543 amino acids)
Biological process (GO): transmembrane transport; carbohydrate transport
Cellular component (GO): membrane
Molecular function (GO): carbohydrate:proton symporter activity
Source: RefSeq, a predicted model, not a curated record
AUGGCUUCCGAUGGUCAGGAUCAAAACCAGGCCGACUCUGCAUCGGCAAUGCAUCCAAAGUACAUGUUUGGCACCCAGGGGAAAGCGCUUAGGCGCAAUAUCUCGCUAGCAGGAGCGUUUGGCUUCCUGCUUUUCGGUUACGAUCAGGGUUUCAUCGGCGGGUUGAUUGCCCAAGAGGACUUUCUCCGGCAGUUUAGCUACCCAUCGUCCAGCCUUCUCGGCACCAUAACUGCCAUCUACGAAAUCGGUUGCUUCUGCGGCGCCAUGACCGUUUUCUUCGUGGGAAGUCGCCUUGGACGCAAGAAAUGUAUCUAUGUCGGAGCAUUUUUGCAGUUAAUCGGUGCGAUUCUACAGUCUGCAGCAUUCGGCGUACCGCAAAUGAUUGUUGGACGCAUAGUAUGCGGCUGGGGGAACGGAUUUAAUACGGCAACCACUCCACUAUGGGUCUCCGAACUGGUACCGGCAAAAUCACGCGGACGACAUGUUGCCAUCGAGGGGAAUCUAAUCGCUUUUGGCAUCGUGGUCGCUUACUACUUAAACAUCGGUAUGUCUUAUACCAGUGGACCUGUGCGAUGGCGGUUUGUGAUUGCCUUCCAAAUCAUCAUUAUCUUCUUCCAGGUACUAUGGACGUAUAUGCUCCCUGAGUCUCCCAGGUGGUUGAGUGCCUGUUCUCGACAUUCCGAGGCGACGCAUGUUCUGGCUCAAAUCACUGGCAAGAACCUGCGUCUCACAGACCCAGUGGUAGUGUCAACAAAGAAGGAAAUAGAUGAUGCCAUAGCGCUAGAACGAGCUGACGGCGAAUGGAGACUCUCUGAGUGUUUCAGAGAUGGUCCGCUCAAGAUACGUCAUCGUUUCUUGCUUGCAAUUGGUGCACAAGCAAUGCAGCAACUCAGCGGCAUUAACGUAUUAGUAUUUUACGCCCCUCACACCUUGACUACAGACAUUGGCAUGGACUAUGAUACGUCACUACAGGUUGGAGCCGGCCUUGGUGUCACUUAUUGGGUAUUUUCCUUCAUUGGCAUAUACUGCCUUGAUAAGACUGGUCGCCGACCGCCUCUUAUUUGGGGUGCAUUGGGCUGCGCAGUUUGCUUCCUUUGCGCUGGGCUACUUCAGAAGGAUAUCACUCCGACCAAAGCAAAGGCAUCUCUCGCUUUUUUCUUCUUAUACGAGGCUAUAUUUGCCAUUGGAUGGCUCCCUGUUCCAUGGCUCUAUGCACCUGAAAUUAUGCCUCUCCGCCAUCGUACUCAUUCAGCCGCAAUUGCGGCUGCCAGUGACUGGAUCUUCAACUACCUCGUGGUCCAAAUCACGCCUAUCUCAAUUUCGAACAUCCGCUGGAAGACCUACAUAAUCUUCUUUGUCCUCAACAUCGCCUUCGCUAUUAUUGUCUGGCUGUUCUACCCGGAAACAAGCGGCCGGAGUCUGGAAGAAAUAGAUGCUUUAUACCUAGGGGACAACAAUCGCCGUAUCGUUAUCGACAAACGAGGGAGACUUCUCCUUGGGUUUUCGCGUCGCCUCAUCUCCAACUCUGACAGUGCCGUGACAGAAAUAAACAAGACUUCAGAAUACGAUACCGAAAGUAGCAACAGCAAGGCCUUGGACUUCGCGAUUCAUGAAGAAAUAUCCGAUAAAUGA